GCCGUGUCCUCGUCUCACUUCCGGGGCAAGAUGGCGGCGCGUGUGGCAAGCAGAGCUGUGUGCGGAGCGGCGUCGAGAUUCGCACUUUUUCACUUUAACAAGUCAUCUCAAAUUUCUUCCCGAAGAUGGCUGAACCUCCAGGAAUACCAGAGCAAGCAAUUAAUGCAAGACUGUGGUGUCACCGUUCAACGAUUUUUUGUGGCUGAUACUGCAAACAGUGCCUUGGAAGUAGCUAAAAAACUGAAGGCAAAGGAAAUAGUUUUAAAGGCUCAGAUCCUUGCUGGCGGAAGAGGCAAAGGGGUUUUUGACAGUGGCCUCAAAGGAGGUGUUCAUUUAACAAAAGACCCUGUGGUUGUUGGUGAACUCGCAAAUAAGAUGUUGGGGUUUAGUCUUACGACAAAGCAGACCCCAAAAGAAGGGGUUAAAGUAAAAAAGGUGAUGGUUGCAGAAGCUUUGGACAUUUCCAGAGAGACCUAUUUUGCCAUCCUAAUGGACAGAGCUUGCAAUGGUCCAGUAAUGGUUGGAAGUCCCCAAGGUGGAGUGGAUAUUGAAGAGGUGGCAGCCAGUACACCAGAGCUCAUUUUUAAGGAAGUAAUAGAUAUCUUUGAGGGGGUAACAGAUGUUCAGGCGGUUCGAAUGGCUGCUAAUCUUGGAUUUAAAGGCCAUUUACAGAAACAGGCAGCAGAUCAGAUUAAAAAGCUUUAUGAUUUGUUUUUGAAAGUCGAUGCUACACAAGUUGAAGUAAACCCUUUUGGAGAAACACCAGAAGGACAAGUUGUAUGCUUUGAUGCGAAAAUCAACUUUGAUGAUAAUGCAGAGUUCAGACAAAAAGAAAUCUUUGCAAUGGAUGAUACAUCUGAAGGUGAUCCUCUAGAAACGGAAGCAGCAAAAUAUGACCUGAAGUACAUUGGAAUGGAUGGAAAUAUUGCUUGCUUUGUGAAUGGAGCUGGCCUUGCUAUGGCAACAUGUGAUAUCAUUGAUUUACAUGGAGGUAAACCAGCAAACUUCCUUGAUCUGGGUGGAGGAGUGAAGGAAAGCCAAGUCUACCAGGCCUUCAAGUUGCUUACUGCUGAUCCCAAGGUUGAAGCCAUCCUCAUUAACAUUUUUGGUGGAAUAGUGAACUGUGCCAUCAUUGCCAAUGGUAUUACUAAGGCCUGCAGAGAACUUGGAAUGACUGUACCAUUAGUGGUGCGACUCGAAGGAACCAAUGUGCAAGAAGCAAAACGCAUUCUACAUGAGAGUGGCCUACCCAUCAUGUCUGCAAGCAACCUUGAUGAUGCUGCUAAGAAGGCUGUGGCCUGUGUUGCUAAAAAGUAGUGGCCACCUAGGAGAGAAAUUCUAAACUGUAAUACCCGUGUGCCUCAGACUGAAAUUCUGUAUAAGCAUCAUUGUUUUUAAUGGAUAUAUUAAUAUCCCUUAGUCCACUUUAUAAGAUGUUUUUAUGCAAUUUUGAGGCCUUGAAUUGUGAAAACGGUACGUCUUCACAUUCCGUGAUCCCAAAUGGUUUUGAUAAUGCAGAGUGUGAGUGUGUUGGGUUUGGUACAGUACAGUAUGUAAGUGGGCAGGGCCUGGCCUUUUACUACAAGAUUUUAAUCUUUGUUUUACAAUUUUUCUAAUGAAUAAUACACUUUUAGAUAUUCUAAAGAAUUAAUGAUGUUCGGUGAAAGGUGAUCAUAUUUUUGUAUUUUCUAUGCUAAAAUUCAACACAAAUUAGGAAGUUAUAAAAUGAAGCAAUUCACUUUUACUUUACACAAUGGACUGGCAACCCAUCACAUGACAGACCUUGCCUUGCUCUUAAUGCUGCUGGUGUGGCUUUUUGGCUCCCCACAACACUAUAAAUGGAUAAGGCCAGUUUAGGUAGAUGAAUAUUUUAUCACUGUGGUUAAGACCGAUAUUUUGCAGGUUCAUUUUCCUGAACAGAAGGUUGGUCUAGUUCAUUACAUUCUUCAGGCAAGUUUAGGUUAAACUGUUCAGAUUUUUUCUAACCUGCAAUGUGAAUUUCAUUUUAAUUUACAUUAUAAAAGCCUUAAUUUGAGGAAGAAAAACAGUUGUAUUCUGCCGUGAAAACAAAUUAUGAUUUUUACUUUUUUUCUGUUAUUUAAGGUCAAGCAUUCAGAAUGUUAAUCGAGAUUGGAAUUAUGAUGUGCCAAGUAGAACUGAAAAUUAUCAUGAAGACAUUGUUUUGUUUUAUACCCUAUAACGGUUAAUGUGGACUCUUUUAUUAAUAAUUUUUGAUAGGUUAUAGAGGGAGCAAUAUGUUUUUGGAUUAAUCGAAAGCUCAAAUAAAGAGAUAAAUACUUGA
This is a messenger RNA of Polypterus senegalus (gray bichir), 2302 nucleotides long. RefSeq names its product succinate-CoA ligase GDP-forming subunit beta (gene suclg2). Gene Ontology annotation, cellular component: mitochondrion; succinate-CoA ligase complex. The coding region runs from base 31 to 1317 and encodes 428 amino acids. The transcript is spliced from 11 exons. Gene Ontology annotation, molecular function: ATP binding; succinate-CoA ligase (GDP-forming) activity. The record is from RefSeq and is a predicted model, not a curated record. Gene Ontology annotation, biological process: succinyl-CoA metabolic process; tricarboxylic acid cycle. Lineage: Eukaryota; Metazoa; Chordata; Cladistia; Polypteriformes; Polypteridae.